Cuscuta campestris is the source of this 1287-nucleotide messenger RNA. Lineage: Eukaryota; Viridiplantae; Streptophyta; Magnoliopsida; Solanales; Convolvulaceae. The record is from the annotation of a GenBank genome assembly.
AACGACAUAGAUUAUAACUAAAUGUUCUAGAAUUAGAGGGGACAACUACUCGCCUCUAAAUUAAGGGAUUGACGAAAUAAUGGAACGAGAUGAACGAACGGCGUCUAAUGAACGGAUGGCUUCUCGCGUAAACCUUCUUCUCCUCUCCCUUCCUUCCUCCUUGCCUCAACGCCGGAGCACCUCGGCUGCUACCGCUGCUUGGCCGAACAGAGCAAGACUUUGGCCGUUCGUCUCCAAGAGCCACCAAAGCUUCAACCACGGGCUUGUGCGUGCGUUCUACUCCAACCUACGCCGAGAAGGGGACGUCCUCAAGACGAGCAUCAAUCUCUAUGACAUAGAGAUCACGUUGGACACCCUCUCUCGCGUCUCAGGGCUGCCUACUCGGGGAGAGGAUAUCGCGACGUACGGAGGCGAAGAUUGGUACGUCAACAACGAAGGCGUGGUCCUUCGAGAGCUUGGCAUCACAACCCUCAUCCGGCACAAGGGCGCACCGACCAUUCACUCCACUCCUUUGGAGAAGAGGGUCCUACUCUACCUUCUCACCCGGGUUCUCCAUCCUCGGGAUCACAGCCACACCACCCUCUUCACCGAAGACGUCAAGAUGAUCCACGCGAUCAUGCACGGAGCCAACGUCAAUUGGGCCAAGUUCAUCAUGAUCAACAUGGCCGAUUGUGCAUCCAUUAGCACCGAGAGGAGUCUCCCUUAUGCUUUCCUAGUCAUGGAGAUCAUUGCACGCAACAACAUCCACAUCGCCGGCCCCGUCACCAAGAUGACCAAGCUUUGGCUCAUCAACGAUGGCACCUUCCGGAAGAAGUCCGGAAACCACAAUGGCGCAGGGACAAGCCGUGUCACUACCGCUGCCCCUGCCCGAGCUUCUCUUCAGUCUAUUGCUGACUCUCUCAACGCCCUCACGGUCAACAUUGAUGACAUGGGCCGUGCCGUUGAGCGCAUCGACCGGACUGUGCAGCGCCAGCGUCAUGAUAUGCGCGCCUACUUCAAACAAGUCCAAUACGUCCCUCCUCCGUAUGAUGGGACUUUCCUCGGCCAAGACUAUGAUGGCGGGGAUGAGGACGACGACUCCUAUGCUCCGUCGUCGUCACCCGACGAGGACGAGUUUGAUGAAGAGGUGGACGGCGAUGCCAUGGACGUUGAGGAUGACGAGAACAACGAUGAAGACUCCUAGACUUUCUUCACUCCUUAUCCUUAUUAUUACUAUGUUGUUUUCUUUACUAUUCCGUUGUAUUCCGCAUUUCCCUUAUCGUUAUUGAAUAAAAGUUAUCUUUUAAA